CGCGGGACAAGCCCUAAACAAAAAGUAUGGCGGCUUCGUUUGGUCUGUAUUUCGGCAACACCAACCUUUGCCUGGCAAUUCACAAGGAUGGCAAUACAGAAGCCGUCGCCAAUGACUCAGGUGACAGAGUCACCCCAGCUGUGGUCGCCUUCUCAAACGGAGAAAAGUCGGUCGGCCUUGCGGCCAAGAGCGAGAUGGUCCGCAACCCGACUGGAACCAUCUGCAAUCUCAAGUCGCUCUUGAUGGCCACGGAGGACGAACUCUCGCAGCUGGCACAGGAGAGUCCCUGCAAGAUCGUUUUUGAAGGUGGCAGCGUCCACUUCGACGUGUCUUCGGGCAGCGAAGAUCGAAAGGCAGCCACGAAGCACGCCCGCAACGACGUGCUCGUCUAUCUCUUCCGCAAGAUGUUUGAGGUGGCCGAGAGCCAGGGGUCCGGAGACGAGGACUACCCCGUGGUGGUGACCGUGCCGCCGGACUUGAACGACGACCAGCGACAGUUGAUCAGGGAAACGGCCUCCAAGGCAGGGUUUCGGGUACUCCGCCUGGUGAACGAACCAACGAUGGCUGCGCUGGCUUAUCACAUGAGCACAACCCCCUCGCUGGCUGUCUGCCAGUACCUGGUGUACCGGCUGGGCGGGCGCACAACGAGCGCCAGCGUGGUGUCCGUGUGCAACGGCGCAUACCGGCUGACCUCCCACGCCGUGGCGGAGCCCCGGCUAGGGGGGCGGGACUUCACCGCCGUCCUCGUCGAGCACUGCGUGCAGGAGUACCAGAGGCAGACCCGGGCAAACUUGCGAGAGAGCCGGCGCGCCCUGGCGAAGCUCUGGAACGCGGCCGAGACGGCCAAGCACGUGCUGGCCACCCUGGACUCUGCCCAGUGCUUUGCCGAGUCUGUGCACGACGGCAUGGACCUCAGCAUCAACAUUAGCCGGGCACGGUUCGAAUCCCUGAUGGGGCCCCUGCUGUCCCGGUGCAUCGAACCGAUCGACCACGCUCUUGCAAUGGCACGCCUCGGCGUUGACGACAUCGAAAAGGUGGUGCUCUGUGGCGGCAGCGGCCGGAUCCAGCGCGUCCGGAAUCUCCUGGCGUCCCGCUUCCCCACGUCGCAAAUCCUAGACAGCCACGCCCCUGACGAGGUGAUCGCCAUCGGCGGCGCCCUUCAGGCUGCUCUGCUCUGUGCCCGCGACGACGUCACAAGGGAUAUUCCCCGUUGUCCCAGCGUGCCUGCCCUCUCCAAGGGAAUCUACAUCAAGGGAACGCCAGAAUCCACCUUGGUACCUGUUUUACCCGAGGGUACACCUGUGCCGGCGAAGUGGCAGAAACAAGUGGCCAAGGCAGCCGGCCACAACUCCGUCUGCUUGGAAGUGUACGAAAGGGCGGAGGACCAGCCGGACUGUGAGGCCACUCUCUUGGCGAGGCUGUGUGUGCGAGAGCUUGAAGAGGACUCUGUGCUGGUCGCAAGCAUCAGCGUUAGGAGCGACGGGUCGGCGCACCUCUCCAUCUCGGACAAGCGCAAGGGACGCACGGAGUCCGCGACGCUAGAAGGGACCGUGGAGGUGGAGCCUCCCGGCAGCUGACGGCUUCCCUGCUAGGUUCUUCGCGACCUCGACGUCGUCUGCUCGUCGUCGCCGCCACCUCCCCGCUCUGUCUGGGGCUGUAAAUUAUUUUCCUAACGACGCAAAGAGGAGAAAUUAAAGGUUGGAAGAAACCGAGA
This is a messenger RNA of Ixodes scapularis (black-legged tick), 1714 nucleotides long. RefSeq names its product heat shock 70 kDa protein 14. Gene Ontology annotation, molecular function: heat shock protein binding; misfolded protein binding; ATP binding. Gene Ontology annotation, biological process: cellular response to unfolded protein; protein refolding. The coding region runs from base 27 to 1577 and encodes 516 amino acids. The transcript has 14 exons. The record is from RefSeq and is a predicted model, not a curated record. Lineage: Eukaryota; Metazoa; Arthropoda; Arachnida; Ixodida; Ixodidae. Gene Ontology annotation, cellular component: cytoplasm; ribosome.